CCUUAGCAACGUGUAUCUGAACCAGGAAGUACUCUUCCCCUUCGAGCUACAUGGCUAUGGAUAGCGCAUACAGGCCAUGACGCUUGUCAAGCUAUGCAGGGGUGAUGGAGGAUCUAAUCACCUGUGUUGAGGAGCAGCCGCAACCGCAACCGCCUUCCUCUCUUCCAAACUCAUGGACCAAUCAGCACUCAGACUCAGCUCAGAGGACAGACGAAGAGCCCAAAGCUGUCGGUGGAUUUGUAUUAGUACACGCUGGGGCCGGAUACCAUUCUGAGUCAAAGGCCAAGGAGUACAAACAUGUCUGCAAAAGGGCUUGCCAGAGAGCCGUGGAGAGGCUCCGGGCCGGGGCACUGGCCAUGGAGGCCGUUGCGGCAGCGCUGGUGGAACUGGAGGACUCUCCCUUCACCAACGCCGGGAUGGGCUCCAACCUGAACCUCUCCGGGGAGAUCGAGUGCGACGCCAGCAUCAUGGACGGCAAGUCGCUGCACUACGGCUCCGUGGGCGCCAUACGAGGAAUAAAGAACCCUGUCCUGGUGGCCCACCGCCUGCUGAGCGAGGCCCAGAAAGGGAAGCUAUCGGCAGGCAGAAUCCCACCCUGCUUCCUGGUGGGGAGGGGAGCGCACGACUGGGCCGUUGCUCACGGGAUUCCCCCCUGCCCCGCGGAGAAAAUGGCCACAAAGUUCAGUUUGUCGGCCUACAAGAGGAACAAGCGAAAGAUGGAGAUUGCAGAGAAGAUGGACACACCGGAGAACCCGAUGAAGAGAAGGCGACAGUCCAGUGAGACUGAGAACGGCUCUGAGUGUCUUGACACCGUGGGGGCCAUCGUGGUGGACCAGGAGGGAAACGUGGCUUCAGCCGUCUCCAGCGGCGGGCUGGCUAUGAAACACCCCGGCAGGGUGGGCCAGGCCGCUCAUUACGGAUGUGGCUGCUGGGCCCAGAACAGCUGUAACUCAAACCCUUACUCCACAGCAGUGAGUACCUCAGGCUGCGGGGAGCAUCUGAUCCGCACUAUGCUGGCGCGGGAGUGCUCCGUCGCCCUGCAGGCUGAAGACGCUCACCAGGCUCUGCUGGACGCUAUGCAAAACCAGUUCAUCAGCUCCCCCUUCCUAGCCAGCGAGGACCGUGUGUUGGGUGGGGUGAUUGUGCUCCGAUGCUGCCGCUGCGAGGAAGACCCGCCGUCCCAAGACCUCCAGGCCUCUCUGGUGGAGUUCCUGUGGAGCCAUAGCACGGAGAGCAUGUGCGUGGGCUACAUGUCAGCCCAGGACAGCCGGGCCAAGACCCACAUCUCCAGGCUGCCCCCAGGGGCGGUGCCAGGCCACUCCCUGGCCAUCGAGGGGGGGGUGUGCCGGCUGACCAGCGGCGCCCAGGCUGCCCCGUAGCGCUGGCUGCAGUGGUGUCGCAAUAUGAAUGAUGUACACACUCUAGUUCACACAGGCACUGCAGCACACAUAAACCAACGCACACACACGCACACAUAAACCAACGCAAACGCGCACAUAAACCAGCGCGAACACACACACUCACACAUAAACCAACUCACACACACACAUUAACCAACGCGCACCCACACACAGACAGUCACAUUCACAUACAUUCACACACAUAAAACGGACACACCCCCCGCCAAGACAUAAACAGACAUACACACACAAACGGACACGCACACACAUACCCAGACACAUAAAUGCACACCCACACGCUCACACAUAGACGCACGCAUAGAUGCGCACACACGCAGACAUGCGCAUCCUUUAACCCCACCUCCUUCCUUUAAAGCCGAGCCCCGUAGGAAGAGGGACUUAUAAGCUUUAGUAGUUCCCCGCCCACAGGUGUCCAAUGGGAAGGACGGCCACCUAUC
Gadus chalcogrammus (walleye pollock) is the source of this 1858-nucleotide messenger RNA. It is a transcript of the gene tasp1, whose product is annotated as taspase, threonine aspartase, 1. The record is from RefSeq and is a predicted model, not a curated record. Gene Ontology annotation, molecular function: threonine-type endopeptidase activity. Gene Ontology annotation, biological process: protein maturation. The transcript is spliced from 14 exons. Bases 105 to 1379 code for a protein of 424 amino acids. Lineage: Eukaryota; Metazoa; Chordata; Actinopteri; Gadiformes; Gadidae.